Drosophila kikkawai is the source of this 921-nucleotide messenger RNA. It is a transcript of the gene zen2, whose product is annotated as zerknullt-related. NCBI's taxonomy places the organism in Eukaryota, Metazoa, Arthropoda, Insecta, Diptera, Drosophilidae. The record is from RefSeq and is a predicted model, not a curated record. Gene Ontology annotation, molecular function: RNA polymerase II cis-regulatory region sequence-specific DNA binding; DNA-binding transcription factor activity, RNA polymerase II-specific. Gene Ontology annotation, cellular component: nucleus. Gene Ontology annotation, biological process: regulation of transcription by RNA polymerase II.
UUAGCGAACAGAAGCAAACGAAAAUACUCUCCUGCUAAAAUGAUCUCCUUCAAAGAAGAAAACAAUUUUGUGGACAGCUCUUCAGUCAGCAAUUUUGAGAUGUAUCCCUGUGCCGAUCUAAACUGGGAGUCAGCUCCCUUGGCUCCAUCAAAGUCUUUGGAAAAGUCUAAGAGAUCGCGAACGGCCUUUACUAGCCAUCAGUUGAUCGAACUCGAGAGGGAGUUCCAUCUCAACAAGUAUUUGGCCCGCACCCGUCGAAUUGAGAUUGCCCAGCGUUUGGGUUUGACCGAGAGACAAGUUAAGAUCUGGUUCCAGAAUAGACGCAUGAAGCUGAAGAAGUCGGCCAGUAAGCAGGCGAUCCAGGGAGUGGCUAACUCAGUGACUAACUCGAGUGCCUCUCAAUCGAGCGAGGACACCUUGGAGGACAACCUGAUCGUGGAGCGCCUCCUGCAGUAUGUAAAUACGAAUGUGGAGAUGUCUGCUCCCCCUUCGCAGGAUGCUUUGUCAGUUCUGGACCAGGGCCAAAUCACACCUCCCUACCAGGACUACGACUACCUUCAAGAGUUCUGUCCUUCACCUAUGGAUCUGCCUCAAGUGCCAUUCAACGAAUUCGAUCCCAAUUGGGCGAGUCAUUGGCUGGGUCUUGAGACCUCCUUCGUUCCUACGCCAAGUGUCACAGAGCCUCAGUUGGCUCCUUACUGCCAAGAACAGCCCAUGAUUCAGAAUAUUUGCUGGGACUCGAAUAGUUCGGCAUCUGGUUCCAUUUCAUCCGAUGAAUAUUUGGAUGUGGAUUAUGAUUUUAUACAAAACCUAUUAGAUUUUUAAGUUUUGAUCUGAAGAAAAUUUACCAAAACUGUAGAUAUGCCAAAAAUAAUUGUAUUGUAAGUUUUAAGUUUUAUAGUUUUUAAAAAGUAUAAAUGG